CAACAACACUCCCUAUUUUCAUUUUUUUCUAAUUAUUUUUUCUUCACGAAUUUCUCCUGUUAUCUCUCCAAUCCUCAGCUUCCUAUUUCUCCUCCCUAAGUCGGAUUUUGCUUCAAUCGUUCUAGGGUUAGGGUUUCGAUCCUUUCUCCCUCGAUUUAAUUAUUAUCAAGGACUGCGGCACCCCUGAUUCCCCUCCCGUCGUGCUUUGGACGCAGGACGCCAUGGGAGGUGACGCAACAACAACUGAGAGUGCCACAUCGGAGUUGAACGCCGCGGAAGUCAACAUCAAUAUUCGUUGUUCAAAUGGCUCAAAGUUUUCUGUUCAGAUUAGUCUCGAUUCCGUGGUCAGAUCUUUCAAAGACGUCGUGGCUCGCAGCUGUGACAUCCCCGCUGAUCAACAGCGUCUGAUUUACAAGGGUCGGAUCCUUAAGGAUGAUCAGACACUCCAAAGCUACGGUUUGGAGGCUGAUCACACUGUCCAUUUGGUUCGUGGCUUUGCUCCUAACAACAACACUGGUGGGGCUAAUAGUGGUGGUGCCAAUACCACCACAGCCAAUACCACGAGAGGUGCUGGUGCUAAUGAGGGUGGGGGUUUAGGAGGGCCAGGAUUUGGGGCUUCACUCUUUCCUGGACUUAGUGGUAACAAUGGGAUGGGGGGCAGUGGCCUCAAUGGCUUAUUUGGAGCGGGCUUUCCGGACCUUGAACAAAUGCAGCAACCGUUUUUGUCAAACCCCAAUUUAGUGAGAGAUAUAAUGAACACACCUGCUAUGCAGAAUUUAAUAAAUAAUCCAGAGAUAGUGCGGAAUCUUAUAAUGAAUAAUCCGCAGAUGCAAGAGUUAAUGGAUAGAAACCCUGAGCUGGCACACAUACUUAAUGAUCCCAGCACUCUUCGUCAGACACUUGAAGCUACAAGGAAACCUGAGAUCAUGCGCGAAAUGAUGAGGAAUACAGACAGAGCAAUGAGCAACAUCGAAUCUUCUCCUGAGGGAUUUAACAUGCUGAGACGCAUGUAUGAAAAUGUUCAAGAACCAUUUUUAAAUGCCACCACAAUGGCUGGUAAUGCCGGAAAUGACGGUGCAGCGGCUAGGAACCAAUCAACUAAUCCCUCCACUGCUAAUUCUGAAGCAACUUCCCCUGUACCCAAUACGAACCCACUUCCUAAUCCAUGGUCCUCUACUGGAACUGGAGGUGGUCAAAAUAACACCAGAAGGUCAACUCCUGCUGGUGGGGAUGCUCGACAGCAGGCACCCACUGGAUUAGGAGGGCUUGGACUGCCUGAUCUUGAAGGCAUGUUGGGUGGAAUGCCGGAUGCUGCUAUGUUGACCCAGUUAAUGCAAAAUCCAGCUAUUUCACAAAUGAUGCAAAGUAUCCUUUCCAAUCCACAGACUAUGAAUCAGAUUCUUGGGGUCAAUUCUGAGCAGCGUGGCAUGCCUGAUAUAAAUUCUCUAAGGGAGGUUAUGCAAAACCCAGAGUUUUUACGACUGUUUUCCUCACCCGAGACACUGCAGCAACUCUUGUCUUUCCAGCAAGCUCUUCUGUCUCAGAUUGGUCAGCAACAAUCAACACAGUAAGAAAUGAAGAAAUCAUUGUAUUUCUAUAUUUACGUACCUUCUGUUUUUUACUGAGUCCUUUUAGUUCUGCUAACUGGAUUUGUACUAUAAUGUGCCAAUGCUUCAAUCCUCUAGCUUGAUGAAGUAGUUAUUUGUUUAUCCCUAGUACACCUGUUGCAACUUAGCUUAGGCCUAGACAGAAUCUGACAUGAGAGUUACAAACAAUUCUGGUAAUGUUAUUUAUAUUUUUUGUAAAUUUAACCAGAAAAGUUUCAACGGACAUCAGACAGCAAAAGAAUAAAAGGAAAGAGUUCCUCACAGUAAACUUCUUUUAGUACACAAUACACUGGCCUAACCUUAUCAGAGUCUUGCUCCUUCAAAUACUCCCAAAAUACAAUGUACCUGACACAUCAUAUGCAAGAAAGACAUGCAUGACUGUAGAAGGGUUUCUAAACAACAAAACUGUCCUAUGAAUUACUACUAAACACACAUAACUGCCGUACUACUCAUAGACUGU
This is a messenger RNA of Vigna umbellata (rice bean), 2067 nucleotides long. The record is from RefSeq and is a predicted model, not a curated record. NCBI's taxonomy places the organism in Eukaryota, Viridiplantae, Streptophyta, Magnoliopsida, Fabales, Fabaceae.